AUGUCCGGUACGAAUGAACUAGAAAAACACUUACUCACAAGAUGCUACGACUCGCAUCAUGAAAUUUUACAAGUCUUGGAAUCUAGAUACUCUACAGAAGGUUCUGCAUCGUCGAAAUCCAACAUUUACUUCAAAUCCAAUGACGAACCGUUUAAAAAACGUAAACUUAAUCUACUUCAACAAGACAACUCAUGUGAUAUACCAGUUAUAAGGAAGCAGUCGACUAGGAAAGAGUUGAAAGAGUACAUGAACAAAACCUUGACCAAUCAAAGAAAAUUGAUUAAAAAAGUCCAGCGUCUUCGAAAAACUGGUAAACCUUUUGAUUUACAAGAUUACCUCGAUCGAUAUAAUGUUCCAAAGUUUGAAAACUUUAUUCAAAUGAACCAACUAUGGCAAAGCUAUAUUCAAAACAUACUUUCUUAUGAUGGUAAGUUCCAAUUCCAAAUCUCAAACAUUUUGCCAAAACUCGUUAAUGCUGAUUUUAAUGGAUGUUUUAUAACUGUUUUACAAUCAAGAAAUACAAACGUUGUAGGGACAAGGGGUAUCGUUGUUUGGGAUAGUCAACACUCAUUUAUAGUUGUUACUCCUAGGGGCGAAGAUUCGAGGGAGUGGACUGAUGGGAGGGACGUUAACUUUCUCUCACCAACUGAACUAAUUGGUGGAUUUAAGGUUAUUCCAAAACAGCACACAAUGUUUGGCUUUGAAAUCAUUGUUCCUCACAAUAAUAACAACAAUAAUAAGGAGGAGGAGGAGGAGGAUAAUGUAUUAGAGAGGGAGCAUGGAGAGAAUGAUUUAGUCGAGGGCAACGAUGACGACUUUGUAGAAUCUAUCGCAUUCACAAUAAUAGGUUCCAGGUUCGAACUACGAAGCGUUGACAGGUCGUCUAAAAAAUUCAAGAAUCAUCCAAUACAAGAUGUUUUGUGA
Molecule: messenger RNA, 924 nt
Organism: Lodderomyces oxycetoniae
Lineage: Eukaryota; Fungi; Ascomycota; Pichiomycetes; Serinales; Debaryomycetaceae
Gene: POP4
Product: RNase P/RNase MRP complex subunit
Exons: 1
Coding region: 1-924 (307 amino acids)
Biological process (GO): rRNA processing; tRNA 5'-leader removal
Cellular component (GO): ribonuclease P complex; ribonuclease MRP complex
Molecular function (GO): ribonuclease P RNA binding
Source: RefSeq, a predicted model, not a curated record